CAUUGUUGUUCUUUUCAAAGCUUUUCUUUUCCGAAAUGGCUACAAUGAGCGACAGCAAUGGAAACGACAGCUUUAGCUCUGCGCUGGACAGCCUCCCGCUAAACAUUUGUUUCCCUCUCACAAAAGUAGAAAUGAAAACCCUGGAAAAGCAAAUGGAUCGAAUUAUUUUAAUACAGCAGGCAGAUACUGCAUACCACAGAGCACUGAAUGAGAUAAAGGCUCAGGGGAGCAUUUCGCUCCUGGUGGAGCCCAGUUUCUACGGAAGACAUCAGACUACGUCUGUUUUGGUGGUGGCCACCGUAAAUGAAACGUACAUUUUUGACAUCAGAGCCCUUGGCUCGAUAUUUCCGGAACUGGCCAAGAUUCUGGAAGCGGAUCAGCCGCGCAAGGUGGUCCACUACAGCCACCGGAUCGCCGAUCACCUGCUGCAUAGGCAACGCAUCUCGUUGGGCGGACUCUUUGAUACCUUUGUGGCUCUGUGCCUAGAGCGCAACGAAAGAUUACCGAUCUCCUUGUCAGAGGCUAUAUCUUUCGUCUUCGGAAUACCCAUGGAUGAAAUCCUCUGCGAGGAGGUGACUGGAGCCUGUGAAUCGCGGCGGAACUUUACCGCUCGUCCCUUGACCCACAGUCAAAUCAGAUACAUGGCCAAGAUGGUCCAGCUUCAGCACAUAAUGCACCAUCGCUUGAAUUGUAGUGAAAUCUUUUGCGCCGAGGUCCAUCGCAUAUCCCUUGCGUUUAGCCACUGUUACUACGGCUUGAGGUCCUGCGAUGUCGCCAUUAACAUGGCACCCGCCAGUCGCUUCGGGUUUCAACUCAUAGAUUCCUUAUACAAAAGUACCGACGAGGAGAUCGAGAAGAGCACCAAAUGAACGAAAUAGUUCGACAGAAAUGUCAUGAAAAAACAUGUGCUGAAAUUAGUCUUAUGUAGUGCAUGUAUCCUUUACAAUUAGGACAUGCAUGAUAUAAUUUCUCAUUUUGGGAGAGCACGACGAGUGGAUAAGUUCAAUUUUAAUUAUUUAUUGUUCCAGAAAGUUUUGAAUUUGGAAUCGAUCCCUUAUUCAUAAAACAAUUCUGAUAUCGCCUUUUUUAUUCGACUAAAAGAAUACAAUAUUUAAAAUGCACUUAUUCGACACGUUUCAUCGAUCACCACUCGUUAACCUCGUUGAGGAUAUGUUUUUUUGAUAAUAUACAAUUUUAGAAGACAAUAAUCCUAUGUAUAAUAAUAUGUAGUAAAACUAUGAAAGGAAGUAGUUUUCAUAAACGUAAUACUCGCAUAUAAAUAUUUAUAAGAAUUUUUAUUUUUUUUUUAAAUUUAUAUAAUUCUUCCCGGCGAAGCAUAUGUACCCUAAAAAAACUAAAAACCCAAAUAAUAACACUAUGAUUAAACAACGAAACUAUGAUUUAUUA
Messenger RNA from Drosophila santomea, 1407 nucleotides. Its product is annotated as protein Exd1 homolog. Gene Ontology annotation, molecular function: nucleic acid binding. The transcript is spliced from 2 exons. The coding region runs from base 36 to 869 and encodes 277 amino acids. The record is from RefSeq and is a predicted model, not a curated record. NCBI's taxonomy places the organism in Eukaryota, Metazoa, Arthropoda, Insecta, Diptera, Drosophilidae.